Messenger RNA from Phyllostomus hastatus (greater spear-nosed bat), 3553 nucleotides. It is a transcript of the gene ARHGAP4, whose product is annotated as Rho GTPase activating protein 4. Gene Ontology annotation, biological process: negative regulation of cell migration; signal transduction. Gene Ontology annotation, cellular component: cytoplasm. The record is from RefSeq and is a predicted model, not a curated record. The transcript has 21 exons. Lineage: Eukaryota; Metazoa; Chordata; Mammalia; Chiroptera; Phyllostomidae. Gene Ontology annotation, molecular function: protein binding. The coding region runs from base 51 to 2978 and encodes 975 amino acids.
GGCUGCUGCAUGAGAGCAGUGGGGCUCGACGGCGCCGCUGCCCGGCUUCCAUGGCCACGCACGGGAAGCUGCGUCGGGAGCGGGGGCCGCAGGCCGAGUAUGAGACGCAAGUAAAAGAGAUGCGCUGGCAGCUGAGUGAGCAAUUGCGCUGCCUGGAGCUGCAGGGUGAGCUGCGGCGGGAGCUGCUACAGGAGCUGGCUGAGUUCAUGCGGCGCCGUGCCGAGGUGGAGCUGGAGUACUCCCGAGGCCUGGAAAAGCUGGCAGAGCGCUUCUCCAGCAGAGGAGGACGCCUGGGGGGCAGCCGGGAGCACCAAAGCUUCCGAAAGGAGCCUUCUCUCCUGUCGUCCUUGCACUGCUGGGCUGUGUUGCUGCAACAGACACGGCAGCAGAGCCGGGACAGCGCAGCCCUCAGUGAGGUGCUGGCCGGGCCCUUGGCCCAGCGCCUGAGUCACAUUGCGGAGGAUGUGGGGCGCAUAGUCAAGAAGAGUAAGGAUCUGGAGCAGCAGCUGCAGGAGGAGCUCCUGGAGGUGGUGUCAGAGCUUCAGACGGCCAAGAAGACGUACCAGGUAUACCACACAGAGAGCAUGAAUGCCGAGGCCAAGCUCCGGGAAGCUGAGCGGCAGGAGGAGAAGCGGGCCGGUCGGAGUGCUGCUGCUGCUGCCACAGCCACCGCCAGCACGGAGGCGGGGCCCCUCCGCAAGACCUCCCUCAAGAAGGGAUCACGGCUGGUGGAGAAGCGUCAGGCCAAGUUCUUGGAGCACAAACUCAAGUGUACGAAGGCGCGCAAUGAGUAUCUGCUCAGCCUGGCCAGUGUCAACGCUGCCGUCAGCAACUACUAUUUGCAUGAUGUCUUGGACCUCAUGGACUGCUGUGACACCGGGUUCCACUUGGCCUUGGGGCAGGUUUUCCGGAGUUACACAGCUGCCGAGAGCCGCACCCAAGCCUCCCAAAUGCAGGGCCUGGGCAGCCUGGAAGAGGCAGUGGAGGCCCUAGAUCCUCCAGGAGACAAGGCCAAGGUGCUGGAGGUGCAUGCAGUUGCCUUCUGUCCCCCGCUUCGUUUUGACUACCAGCCCCACGAAGGCGAUGAGGUGGCUGACAUCCGGGUCGAGGUGGAGCUGCGGGACGAGAUUCUACCCAGAGCCCAGAAUAUCCAGAGCCGCCUAGACCGACAGACAAUAGAGACAGAGGAGGUGAACAAGACACUGAAGGCUACACUGCAGGCCCUGCUGGAGGUGAUGGCACUGGAAGAUGGGGAAGUGGUCGACUCUUUCCAGGCCAGUCCCUCCACUGAGUCCCUCAAGUCCACCAACUCGGACCCAGGUGCUCGGCAGGCUGGCCGCAGGAGGGGCCAGCAGCAGGAGACUGAGACCUUCUACAUCACGAAGCUACAGGAGUAUCUGAGUGGACGGAGCAUCCUCGCCAAGCUGCAGGCCAAGCAUGAGAAACUGCAGGAGGCCAUUCAGCGAGGUGACAAGGAGGAACAGGAGGUGUCAUGGGCCCAGUACACACAGAGAAAAUUCCAGAAGAGCCGCCAUGCCCGCCCCAGCUCCCAGUAUAACCAGAAACUCUUCGGGGGAGACAUGGAGAAGUUUAUCCAGAGCUCAGGCCAGCCCGUGCCCCUGGUGGUGGAGAGCUGUAUCCGCUUCAUCAACCUCAACGGCCUACAGCAUGAGGGCAUCUUCCGAGUGUCGGGUGCUCAGCCCCGGAUCUCAGAGAUACGCGACGCUUUCGAAAGAGGGGAGGACCCACUGGUGGAAGGCUGCACAGCCCGUGACCUGGACUCGGUGGCGGGAGUGCUGAAGCUCUACUUUCGGAGCCUGGAUCCCCCACUCUUCUCCUCAGACCUGUUCACAGAGCUUCUGGCUUCUGCUGAGCUGGAGGCCAUGGAAGAGCGGGUGGAGCUUGUGAGCCGCCUUCUAGCACAGCUGCCGGGACCGGUGCUGGUGGUCCUGCGUUACCUCUUCACCUUCCUCAACCACCUGGCCCAGUAUAGUGAUGAGAACAUGAUGGACCCGUACAACCUGGCCGUAUGCUUUGGGCCGACACUGCUGCCCGUGCCUGCUGGGCAGGACCCUGUGGCCUUGCAGGCCCGGGUGAACCAGCUGGUGCAGACGCUCAUCGUGCAGCCUGCUCGGGUUUUCCCGUCCCUGACCCUGCUGCCAGGCCCUGUCUACGAGAAGUGCAUGGCGCCGCCUUCUGCCAGCUGCCUGGGGGACACCCAGGUGGAGGGCCUGGCAGGGGACAAUGAGCCGGAGCUGGAAGCUGGGACCCUGGCCCAGGAAGAUGGUGAGGGUAUUGAGAAGGAGGACCCCACCCUGUCCCCACCCUGGAUGCCCACUUCACCCCUCCCACUGAGAUCCUCUCUUCUUCCAGUCCUAGAGGGCGUUGUGGAGGCCAUGGCCUGCUUUGCCUACACAGGCCGCACAGCCAAGGAGCUAAGCUUCCAGCGUGGGGAUGUGCUGCGGCUACAUGAGCGGGCCUCCAGCGACUGGUGGUGGGGCGAGUGCGCUGGCAACCGGGGACUCAUUCCCCACAAGUACAUCACGUUGCCUGGGGGAGCAGAGAAGCCGUCAGUGGGCCAGGGGCUGCAGGCUGCAGGGGAGCUGGUGAGCAGUCCAGAGGGCCUCCUGGCCAUGGAGUUUUUCCAUCGGCCAGAGCCAUGCACCUCACCUGGGGGCCCUUCUGGGCACAGACGGCACUUCGUGGUCCCAACCUCCCCAGACCGACAUGUGGAGGUGGAUAAGGCUGUGGCACAGACCAUGGACUCGGUGUUUAAGGAGCUCUUGGGCAAAGCUGCUGUCCGUCAGGGCCUUGGGCCAGCAUCGACCAGCUCUCCUGGCCCCGGGCCCCGUAGCCCAAGGCUUCCAGGCUGCGGCCGCCUCGGCAAGCACAAAGGCUUCUCCCGCAGCCCUGGGGCCCCGACCUCACCCUCAACGUCCCACCCCCAGGGCCCAGACUCACCCCUCAAGCCACACUGAGGUGCUGCUGGCUCCUCAGCGGGCCCCCCACCCUAGGGGAUCACCAGCAAGACUCUACCCUUCCCAGGCCCUUUGCUUUUCCCUGCCUUGUCCAGCCCUGUCCAGCAAGCACUGAACACCUGCUCCUGACCCUCUGCAGAGAGAAGGACAUGGCCGGCCAAACAAGCCCCUGCCUGCCCUAGCCCUGGCUUGGGCCCUUUUAGGAGGCAGCCAAAGAGGGAGGCUGGGGGCAAGCCCCUACCUGGCUUUUCUGUGAGGGCUGUCGGGUGGUGUGUGCCCUUGCUCAGGGGAGCAUGCCUGUCAGUACCCAGGCCCGUCUCUGCUUCAGCCGAGGACGUGAGACUGGCAGGGUUUGGCAGCAUCCAUAAAGACUGACCCCCGACGUGAGCCAGUUCUCUUGUGUUGGUGGACUGGGCAGGUGGGUGCAGGGCCAACCCCCUGGCACCCCUACUGUUUGAGGCCUGAUGCCAGGGUGUUCAACAAAGGGGGAAGGUUGGGCAGCUGGAACAGCCUCUGCAGGCAGCGGGAGAGACUUGGCAUAGGGCCAUGUGGACUGGGGACUUGUACAUUUGAAG